GAUACUACCAUAGAACAAGACCAAUGAUACUACCGUGGAAGAAUACUUAUUCUAUGAUACUACUAUCCAGUAUUGUUGUUCCAAAACGUUGCAAAGAAAAGGAAGUUACCAAUGCGUCUUCUAAUGUGAUAGGCAUUGAAGUUACUUAUUUUUCUCUUUGACAUACAAAGUCGUAAGCUUCAGAGAUGCGAAGAGAAUCAAGAAGUAAUUCAAAAAGGGAAUAUUAACAAUUUCUUCAAACAGAUCGGUUGUCAACCUUACACGGCUCUUGACACUUCAUUUACAUGGUAAUAUACAUCAUUCGCAAACGUGAAAGAACCGUUUCUAUCAAGUUUCUUUCUUCGAGAACUCAAAAGAACGGGUCGUUCGCGAAUCACUUCAUCUAUGGCGAUUGUUGUUAGCGGAAACGCCAGGCGUGGGAAAACUCGAGAAGUGUAUUUUGGAACAGUAUUUUGAGCCGUGUGUCUAAUUACCAGGCUUUUGAUUGGAUUUACGUGUAUGAAUAUCAGUGCUCCAUGCAUCGUUUCGACUAUCUCAAGAAGAAAGUUAGCCCACAGUCUUCAAUAUGGCGAAUGUACGAGACAGCGAUACGUCGUUGUGGCUUCACAACAAACUGGGAGUGUCAAAUGACUCGUGGACAGGAGGUUCUAUUUGUUCCCAACUUAAUGGAGAAGUGCUAAGAAAUAUUAAGGAUUGUUUUCCUGACUUGCAAACGCAAGUGAAAUUGAAACUGUUACUUUCCUUCUUCCACAUACCUCGAAGGAACGUUGAAGAAUGGUGUGUGGAACUAGAAGAAAUUUUGGAAGUCGCCCAAGUUGACAGUGAGCAGUGGGUGUCAAUGUUGGCAGAAAUCAUGAAGACAUUUCCAUCUACAGGCUCCUUAAAUACUGAAAUCGGAUCUAUUGAUGAAAACAGACGAAUCUUUUCUGAUCUGGUUAAUGACCUGAGAAAAUUAGUCAAGAAGCAAAAUGAUUUAGGAAUGCUGCCUUUAGAAUGUCAUUACUUGAAUAAGUCUGCGCUAGUGAGUGUGGUUGGUCAACAACCAGCUCCAACAAAACAUUUUACACUGAAGAGGAAGCCCAAAUCUGCUGCCUUGAGGGCAGAAUUGUUGCAGAAAUCAGCUGAUGCCCAAAACAAUCUAAAGAAGAGUGCUGCCCCAACCGUUCCAAUUCGCUCUCGAGGGAUGCCUCGGAAAAUGACUGACACAACUCCUUUAAAAGGGAUUCCAAGUCGAGUUCCUGCGGGAGGUUUCCGUUCAUCUCCUUUGAGUUCUUUGGCUCGACCAGCAUUGCCACGUACUCCAGCUGGUCGUAAGGAUGGUGGCAUUAAACUCUUAGAUAUAAAUGAGCAACCUCUAGGAUAUGCCCAGGCAAAGAAGAGGAAAAGAAUGCUUGAAAUGGAAGAGGCCAAGAAGGCAACAGAAGUGGCUUUGGCACAACAGGCCCAGGCCCAACAGAACCAGACCUCUCAGCAGCCACCACAACAGGGCACAGCGACAGGUGCUGCAGCUGUGCCCUCCACUCCAGACUAUGCUGCAGGUCUCACCGCUUCGAAUCCUCCUACUCCGGCAGCCCCCACACCCCUGUACAAUCCCAUUCCAAGCACACCCUCAGUGCCAUCAGAUGCUGCUGCACUUGCAGCUACACCCUCUACAUCAGCUGCAGAAACGCCUACACAAACUGCAGACAAUCCUGGUUUAUCUUCUCCCACAGUUCCAAGUAUCAGCAACAGUGGAGCUGCCGCUACAAAUAAUACACAGAAUGUUGCUGGAACUGCAGCCCAAAAUGAAGGUUCAUCUGCCCCUGAGACAAGUACAGCAUCAGUAGUUACUUCACCAGCGGGAACCAGUAAAGUGCAGCCAACCACAGUUGCAACAAAAACUGUUGGUGCCACAAAACAAAUUAUUCAAGUUAGGCCUCAAAUGACACAGAUUCGCAUACAGUCUGUUGUGCCAGCUGCAGGACAGAGUGGAGGUGCUCUGCAACGCAAGGGUCUUUCUCUCACUCGUGAACAAAUGCUGGAAGCACAAGAAAUGUUCCGUUCUGCCAACAAGGUUACAAGACCUGAGAAAGCUCUUAUACUUGGCUUUAUGGCAGGCUCAAGAGAUAAUCCUUGCCCACAUCUUGGCAAUAUUGUGACUAUCAAAUUAAGUGAAAACCAAGAGCAUGUUCUGCAACCAGAUGAUACUCAGAUUACCACCACUGUGGAGACCCAUUUCCAAAUGAACUAUAACACAGGGGAGUGGAAGAAAAUCAAAAAGAUUCGGAAAGUAGAAGAUCCCAAUGCAUCAAUUGCUGCUAAUUCCUCAGCAGCACUUCCUGCUGCUGCUACUACUGCUAAUCCUUCAUCAGCUGUAAAUGCUUCAUAAUGUUUACUCUUCAAUCUGACCAAGUACUUGUGAAUGUUGUUGAAGACUAUUAUGGACAAGAUGAAAGAAUAAGAGAAUAUGUCUAGUACCUGUUCACAGACAAAGUGCAUUACUUCGAGUUGACUUGUUCCAUUAAUGUAUAACGUAUAUGCUGUGAUUUCCUUGUGCUAUGGCAUUAUCUAACGUAUUUUGAACUUAUUUUAUUAAUUUCUCUCUGUUGUGACGCCUGUAGUUCAUGAUGGGAUUUAUCUGAAUCACUGUUGUUAUGAAAAAUCUCAAAACUAGAGAUUUUGAAUGGUUUAUUUUGGAUAGAAAUUGUGCUAACAUGAUCUGUAUAGAUUGUUUUACAAGCCUUCAUCAAUGACUUACUUGGUGAAGAAUAUGACUUUCAAGGAGCACUGGAAUAUUCAAAAAUAACUGUCAUUUUGUAGAUCACUAGACUAAAAGUGUAAAAGAGAGAGUACUCUUAAUGUAUCUUUGCAGGAAGACGCAUGAUUGAUACUGUAUUUAAUUCUCAUUUAUGUGAUGCUUUCAUCCAGAACCAAUACUUUUUCUUUCACCCAGUCCAACUUAGUAGAAUUUUUAACAAUUUUUUUUUUUAUCCCCAUUACAUAGAUUGGCACUAUGGAUUUUGGUAAGACUCAUGCUUAUAUUCAUUGUAGACAUACUAUACUGAUCAUGUACACAUUCAAGUGAAGAUGAAGAGCAAGAAAAGAGGAAAUAAUUGUUCCUUCAGAAAGUCCCAUUUUUAUUGUCGUAAUAAGUGCAUUAUGGAUGCAUUCCACUCAUACUUUGUUAUUGUUGUGGAGUAUUUACGUUUUGUAUAGUAUGGAAAGUGUCUCUAGGAGACUUGGGUUCAUGUGUGUUGGCUAGUCAUGAGCAACCAAGUGACAAAAAUAUCCAUAAACUGAUUCCACCUGGCUCAAAUUGGAAAAUGUUCAUCAGGUGUGAUAGAGGGCUGCUUUGAGUAAAUGACCAGUGAUGGUAUUUAGAUAACAGGUUGACUCAAGUGUGCUAAAUUCCCACAGGAAAAUGGUUAACUUGACUGUACGUUGAAAUAAAUGUAAACAUCUAUUUCAUCGAUUUGUGUAAGGAGACAAAUGAAGAAGAAUAUUUGUUUUCUUGGAUUCUCUUUUGUAUAUUGAUUUUUCAGUUGCUGUAUUUUUUUCAAGUGCCUGUUGAGAAAUUAUGAUCUUCCAUUGAGAAAUUAAAUGGCGGUAUUUGUUGUGGAAUUUAUUAAUAUUUUAUAUGCAGUUGAGUUGUUUGUACAUGUCCCAAUAAAAUGACAAAGGAGCUUCCAAAUAUUGAAAGAUAAACUAUUCAGAUAUUCAUCAGAGAAGAAUUUCAGUCUUUUGACUUUUCAAGAGAAACAUUUUUUUGGAUACAAAUUUAUUUUAGAAUAUACCAUAUUUACUCGAGUGUAAGAUGACCCUUGAUUUUGAAGAGACAUCCUGAGAUUUUUUAAACUAAGUCUUAAUAUUUAGUCAAAAUAAAAUUGCAAAUCAUGUAAUUGACUUGAAAAUUCUUCAAUGUUCAAACAUGUUGCCUGAGCUAUCAGUGCAAUAACAAACUUCCCAUGUAUUAGUAUUUCUUUCUUUGUAGUCCUCCUGUUAAAGUAGACCACUCUGGCUUCUUAGCUCCCCUCUGAAAGUUUUCUGCUUCAAAUUUGGCUUCUUAGGUUUUUUUAUCUGACACCACCUAAGAAUAUUCCCUUCUGUGUUGCCAGAUUUUCUUCCUGAUGUGUAUGACCUCGGCCUCCGAUUCAUUUCCAUCUGUUGUAAAAGGCAGGUUUAAACUUGCCAAUUCAAUCCGUGGGGUGAGGCUGGGUGACCCAAGCUGUGAACCUACACAGAUUACUUGAAUCUUGUAACAAAAUCUUUGCAACACUUUAUUUUCAUACAGCAUUACAUGUUCUACAAUGCCAUUUGUUUGAUGUUCUCUUUUUACUGGACCAUUAAAAAUUUUGAUCUGUUAUAUUUGAAAAUUUUGAUCUGAUUAAUAACCUUAAUCUGUGAAGAUAACCUCGAAAGUUUGACAUGAGAUAUGUAAGAAAAAAAUUGUUUUAUAUUCGGGUAAAUCUGGUAUAUGCCAAAUUUGUAAUUACAUUUUCACUUUAUUUUUCAAAUGUAAUGCAUCUUGCUUGUGAGAUGCUUGACUGGUUGGCUUUAUCGUAUCUGUAAAUAUCAAAUAGAUCUUGUUAAAUAGUGAACUAUAAAGAAGUGAAAGAACAUAAUAUGCAGCUACAGCAGGAAAGAGUGAGAAAUUCAACAAGAUUGAAAUGUGGGAAACAAUGUAUUUGCCAGUAAUCUGAUAAAAUAAUAAUGAAAUGAUCAAUAAAAAACAGAGCAGUUAGAUUAGUAAAUUGAAAGCAACAAAAUAAAUUUUACUUUUAAAGAAAAUGUUCAAUCCUUUUUGUAAUAUUUAGCUGAAAUUGUAUAUCCUAAUCUUUUUUGUCAUUCUGAAAUUCAAGGUUCCCCAUCUUUCCUUGCUAAUUCAAAAAGUAGCAAAAACCAGAGCAAUGAGAGAGCCAAUGAUAUACAACUGAAAUCUGGUACUUUUAUUACUAUAUAACAUUCCCUCA
Molecule: messenger RNA, 4949 nt
Organism: Gryllus bimaculatus (two-spotted cricket)
Lineage: Eukaryota; Metazoa; Arthropoda; Insecta; Orthoptera; Gryllidae
Source: the annotation of a GenBank genome assembly